UCCAUUUUUAGCGAAAUGCAUCCGACCCGAAUCCGAACUAUUUCAACCCGACCCGAAACACGACAUUCCUAUUCCCUUCUUCUCGCGAGUCCUCGCCGGAGUGGAACUCUGAUCUCCUGCUACUCCGCCGCCGCUGCCACCGCGAUCACAGCCGCCAUGAAUCCCUUGCUAAGGCGUCUAUCAACCUCCCUCUCUUCUCUCCGUCUCUCCUCCUCUUCGACUCCAUCUUCCCUCGCGAUCCCACCACAGCCGCCGCAUCAGCAGCAGUGGACUAGGGGGAUCUGUGUGAAGGUGAUGAACGGAAACCUUGAGCAGGCGCUAGCGGUGAUGCAGCGCAAGAUGACGGCGAGCGGGAUGGAGCGCCUGAUCCGCCGCCAGGUCAGGCACCACCUCAAGAACUCCGAGAAGCGCGUCCUUGCACGCAAGAGGCUUGAGCUGCGCAUCCGAUCCGAAGAUCUCGCUUGCAAGCUUCGCACCAUCCUUCUCAAGAAGAUAAGAGGCCACUGAAGCCAACUUCUAUUAUCAGUUUUGUUUUCUGUCAGGGAAAGGUGGUCUUUCUACUUUAUUAAAAUGUUCAUUUAUUUUGAUGCUGAGCUGGCAUUAAAUUCUGGUUCAACCUCAGUGCUAUUGUAUGAAUAUAAACUUAUAUUGUGAACCAGUUUUAGCAAAUAUUUGAAGCUGUAAACAGAUGCAAGGGGCUGAACCAUCACAUAGCCUAUGAAAAAUUGCUUUCUUUCCUGAAAAUUGUGGAGUUUAUUUUAUUUUUUUUAA
Messenger RNA from Dioscorea cayenensis subsp. rotundata (Guinea yam), 771 nucleotides. RefSeq lists its product as uncharacterized. Gene Ontology annotation, biological process: translation. Lineage: Eukaryota; Viridiplantae; Streptophyta; Magnoliopsida; Dioscoreales; Dioscoreaceae. The record is from RefSeq and is a predicted model, not a curated record. Gene Ontology annotation, cellular component: ribosome. Gene Ontology annotation, molecular function: structural constituent of ribosome. Bases 16 to 507 code for a protein of 163 amino acids. The transcript has 2 exons.